Molecule: messenger RNA, 894 nt
Organism: Seriola dumerili (greater amberjack)
Lineage: Eukaryota; Metazoa; Chordata; Actinopteri; Carangiformes; Carangidae
Gene: rem1
Product: RRAD and GEM like GTPase 1
Exons: 5
Coding region: 1-894 (297 amino acids)
Biological process (GO): negative regulation of high voltage-gated calcium channel activity
Cellular component (GO): plasma membrane
Molecular function (GO): GTPase activity; GTP binding; calcium channel regulator activity
Source: RefSeq, a predicted model, not a curated record
AUGACCCUCAACACCCAGAGAGAAAAGGAGCCCCUGCGGCGGCGAGGCAGUACGCCGAUUCCUCCCACUCACUUUUACCACAGCACCCAUCAAGACCCAGAGCAGCCCCGUCCCCAGCGAAGCCACCCUGCUCUUGGACAGUCAGCCUCCUACCACCCUGGAGACAAGUCCCUCCACUACCGCGCCCACUGGAGUUCAGACUCGGAUGACGACUCGCAGAGCGACUCGGACUGUGUUUACAGAGUUGUGUUGCUAGGCGACCAUGGUGUCGGAAAGACCAGCCUCGCAGGCAUCUUUGCUGGGAUCACGGAAAAAGAUGAGCAACCUGGAGAGGACACAUACGAGCGAACACUGACAGUAGAUGGAGAGGAAACCACUCUCAUUGUCAUGGACACAUGGGAGAAUGACAAACUGGCGGACAGCUCCUCUCAGGACGAGUGUCUGAAAGUGGGGAGUGCUUAUGUCAUCGUCUACUCUGUCACCGACCGCUCCACCUUCGACUCCGCCGCUGAGCUGCGCAUCACACUGCGACGCACCCGUCAGGCCGAAAACCUUCCCAUCAUCCUUGUGGGCAACAAGAGCGACCUGGUGCGGUCCAGAGAAGUUGCUGUGGAAGAGGGCCGAGCGUGUGCGGUGGUAUUUGACUGUAAGUUUAUAGAGACGUCCGCGUCUCUGCAGCACAACGUGACCGAGCUGUUUGAGGGCGUGGUCCGACAGAUCCGUCUUCGUCGGGACGGCAGUGAAGCCAUUCAGCGCCGACGCUCCAUCUACAAACGCAAAGAGAGCCUUACCCAGAAGGCUCGGCGGUUCUUGGACCGAUUGGUGGCGCGCAAAAACCAGCGCAUGGCGGUCAAAGUGCGGUCCAAGAGCUGCCACGAUCUUGCUGUCCUCUGA